AUGGCAACCCUUCAGAAGCCUGAGCCCGCCUUUCAGCAGCACUUUUCCAGCUCCGAAGAGCAGCUGCGAUCACAAGAUAUAUCCACCGACAAUUCUCUCGACCUCAAGCGAGAACAAGGUCAAGAUUACAAUCCAUGUCAGAAUGCACAAAAGUUCUCCCCUUUCUACAUGUACAACCACGAUAGCCCUCGACCCUCCACUGACCAGCGGCCGAAACAAGUCAUUCAGAUGGACGUUCGAGACCUCGAACUAGGGGGUAUUACACCUUCAGUCAGUCAAGAGAAAAUGAAUGCUCAGAGACAAGCCGAGAACAAAUUCACCAAGUUCAAAUUUUGGAACAGACGACAGAAAUGCAUGACACGACCGAAGAAGCAAACCUGGCUCCAGAGGUUGCCUAAGAAGCAAAGAAUCAUGGUCAAACUGUUGAUUGCCCUGGUCAUUGCAGGUGCCAUGGUUGGUAUUGCUGUGGGCAUCGCUGCUGCCCUACACAGUGGUGUGUACGGCAGUGACAAGACUGUUGGCCAAAAAGACGCAUAA
Molecule: messenger RNA, 537 nt
Organism: Lithohypha guttulata
Lineage: Eukaryota; Fungi; Ascomycota; Eurotiomycetes; Chaetothyriales; Trichomeriaceae
Exons: 1
Coding region: 1-537 (178 amino acids)
Source: RefSeq, a predicted model, not a curated record